This is a messenger RNA of Dermatophagoides pteronyssinus (European house dust mite), 749 nucleotides long. RefSeq names its product BOS complex subunit TMEM147. Lineage: Eukaryota; Metazoa; Arthropoda; Arachnida; Sarcoptiformes; Pyroglyphidae. The record is from RefSeq and is a predicted model, not a curated record.
AUUUAUCAGAUGCUCAAAUUUUAUCGAUAUUUUUCUAUCAGAUUUCAUAUACGAAAAAUUUUGAAUUAAUUUUUUUUCAUAUAUCUAAAUAAUUAUCCCGUUACAAUGACAUUAUAUCAUUUUGUAAAUUGUGUACUAUUAACUUUUGGUCCACCGGUUAUUUUAUAUCGAUUUUCAGUCAUAUCCGAAUAUGGAACUUUGAUGCGUGUUGUAACCGGUGCAUUAGCCUACAUUUUAACACAGAUUAGUAAGAUGCUUAUAAUAGCCGGUCUUGUUAAUCUAACAGAAUUUUGGGAACAUUUAAUCGAUUGUAUUGGCCUUUACUAUUCAAUGGUAUAUUAUCAAAAAGCUUCGGUUGCAUCGGUCAAAAUUCUUAGUACAGCACUUGGUUGGACUGUAACAGAAUCAAUAUUUACUCGUUUGGUCAAUUUUUACUUAAAUGCACGAUCAUUACAAUUUGAUUGGCAUCAUUUAAUAGAUGCUUGUGGUGCAAAUAUUGAUCUUGUGCAAAAUAUCUGUCUAUGUUCAUUAUUAUGGUAUUGGAAUCGAAAAUCAAAUAAACUUUAUAUGGCCAUGAUUGUCGGAUAUAUUUUAGCAAUUUCAUUCAUAGAAUUUAACAUUAUUUAUCGUACUGGUAUGGUAAUGGCAUUCAGUCUUGCUUCAAUGGCCAUACUAAAUUUGAAUGAAAAAUGAUUAAUUUUGAUUAAAUAAUUGGAAAAAAUAAAGCAUUUGUCUAGCUUUUCUAAACA